GAAGACAGUUCUCGGGUGUCUAUCGCUUUUUUCUGUCUGUUUCGUGUGAUGAGAUCGGUUAAGAUGCUCAGCAAGGGGGAAGGCAUCCGCACACACCUCUGGACCUUUGUGAAAUCUCUUCAGGCCCUCCCUUAUGUAGCGCUGCUCAUCUCCAUGAUCUUCUUCAUCGAUGCUGUGAUUGGCAUGCAGACAUUGGGGAAGAUCGCCAUGCAGGACCACACAUCAAUCUACUGCAACAACAACUUCCAGACGAUUUUCCAAGCAGUGCUGCUGCUCUUUAGGUGUGCCACAGGGGAGCCUUGGCAGGAGAUUAUGCUGGCCAGAUUGCCAGGGAAACGCUGUGAUCCAGAGUCAGACUACGAGCCCGGCGAGGAAUUCACCUGCGGCAGCAACUUUGCCAUCAUCUAUUUCAGCAGCUUCUUCAUGCUCUGUGCUUUCUUGAUUAUCCAUCUCAUUGUUGCUGUCGUCGUGGACAAUUUUGACUACUUGACACAUGGUUGGUCAAUUCUGGGAUCGCAUCACUUGGAUGAGUUCAAAAGGAUCUGGUCAGAGUAUGAUCCCGAAGCCAAGGGUUUCAUAAAGCACUUGGACGUGGUGGCCCUGCUUAGGAGUAUCCAGCCUCCUCUGGGCUUUGGGAAGCUCUGUCCCCACCAUGUGGCCUGCAAGCCCUAA
Molecule: messenger RNA, 672 nt
Organism: Electrophorus electricus (electric eel)
Lineage: Eukaryota; Metazoa; Chordata; Actinopteri; Gymnotiformes; Gymnotidae
Source: RefSeq, a predicted model, not a curated record